CGUUUACGUGACGCAAAUUUCAUUGGUAAUUUCCGAAGCCCCACCUUUUGUGUUUCCCGCACCGUCAAUCAAAAAUAAGAAAAAAAAUCGACCCGAAUCUCCGAUCACAGCCCGCCUUUGAUUAAAACAAUCAUGUUGGGAGUUUAAAUGAACAGAUAAACCUCCGAUUUUUUACCUUUUCACGCUAUGACUGCCCCAGAACAGCCAGCGAAACAGCAGGAAAUGGCUGCCUUGGACGUGGACAGCAGUCAGAGCGACUUUUUGCAGCCGGCCAGCGGCGCCCUGGACCAGCAGACCACAGACCUCACAGCCAUCCAGUUGACGGGCUCCUCUGAUCGCUGGGAGGUUCUAACAUCUGUGAGCUCAGUGAAAGACGAGCCAUCAGUAGUGCAGGUACCCAGCGGAGGACUUCUGGGCAGCAACGGGCAAUAUGUGGUGCCACUACAGACUAUGGCAGGGCAGACCCAGUCUGUUUUCGUGACUGCAGGGGUAGAUGGCACCGGGGCCAAUGGGGUGCAGUACCAGAUCAUCCCUCAGCUGCAGGGAACGGAUGGUGCGUCACUAAGCUAUGCAGCACCCACUGCAGACGUAAGCACAAUGGGUACUGACAUUGCUAUCCUUCAGGAUGGAACGCAGGGCAUUGCCACAGCCACCAAUGCUAAUGAUCUCCAGGGCUUGCUGAGUCAAAGUGGGCAUGUGCAGCAGAUUCCCACAGUCUCACUGGCCGGCUCAGGGUUUGGCGCACAGGGCCAGGUUGUCGCUAAUGUACCGGUGGGGCUGCCGGGCAACAUCACAUUAGUGCCGAUAAACAGCUUGAGUAACAUGGAUCUCGAGUCUCUGGGGUUGGCUGGUGCUCAGACCAUAGCGACAAGCAUUACAGCAGAUGGCCAGCUCAUCAUGACCGGUCCCACCACCUCAACAAGCGAUAGCCAGGUUGAAAGCAAAUGCACAGAGCCACUUAACACCAACAACGCUAAUGCCUUUGUGCCAACCACCACCUCUUCCACAAUGACGUCGCUUCCUGAGACGAUAGACGGGACUGGCGUUCUCACCCAAGCCACUGCUGUAUCAGCCGGGCAGCAGGAUCCAUCUUACUUCCAGCAGAACCACACGGCUGGCGGUGAACCGGUGGUGCAGCUCAUACCAGCGCAGACGGCAGAUGGAGCGGCGCAAACACUACAAAGCGUGCAGCUGUUAAAUGCUGGUACAUUUCUGAUCCAAGCUCAAACCGUCUCUCCCACAGGCCAGAUCCAGUGGCAGACCUUCCAAGUUCAAGGGGUUCAGAACCUGCAGAAUCUGCAGCUGCCGGCUGCUGGGGGUGUCUCAUCCCCCCAAAUUACCCUUGCCCCUGUGCAGACCCUUUCUCUUGGGCAAACUGGCACCACAGGCACGGUGGGACAGAUCCCAAACCUUCAGACAGUCACAGUCAAUUCUGUUGGUCAGUACCAGCAAGAUGAAAACACGGAAUGCCACACAGAUAUUCAAAUUAAAGAAGAGCCAGAGUCCGAUGAUUGGCCAAAUUCCACCCUGAACACCAAUGAUUUGUCACAUUUCCGUGUUCGGUUGGUUGAGGAGGAUAAGGAGGGGACAGGCCUAGAGGGAAAGAGACUACGUAGAGUAGCCUGUACUUGCCCCAAUUGCAAAGAGGCUGGAGGAAGAGGUUCAAGUAUGGGAAAGAAGAAACAACACAUUUGUCAUAUCCCAGGGUGCGGUAAGGUGUACGGUAAGACGUCUCACCUUCGAGCUCACCUGCGCUGGCAUUCUGGAGAGAGACCCUUCGUUUGCUCAUGGAGUUACUGUGGCAAGAAAUUCACCCGCAGCGAUGAACUCCAGCGUCACCGCAGAACACACACAGGAGAGAAGAAGUUUGUGUGUCCAGAGUGCUCGAAACGUUUCAUGCGCAGCGACCAUUUGGCGAAACACAUUAAAACUCACCAGAACAAAAAAGGGCUAAACUCCAACACAGGGGCAGGUCAGACAGAUGCUGCCGCCCCCUCGGACACCAUCAUCACGGGGGGUGGAGCCACUUUCAUCCUCACCAAUCUGCAACACAAAUACUGA
This is a messenger RNA of Sinocyclocheilus rhinocerous, 2061 nucleotides long. Its product is annotated as transcription factor Sp3-like. The record is from RefSeq and is a predicted model, not a curated record. Gene Ontology annotation, biological process: regulation of transcription by RNA polymerase II. The transcript has 6 exons. Lineage: Eukaryota; Metazoa; Chordata; Actinopteri; Cypriniformes; Cyprinidae. Gene Ontology annotation, molecular function: RNA polymerase II cis-regulatory region sequence-specific DNA binding; DNA-binding transcription factor activity, RNA polymerase II-specific. Bases 187 to 2061 code for a protein of 624 amino acids.